AUGAAAUUUACUCCGGAAGAAGACGAACUACUCAUUGAGUUGAAACAGAAAUAUCCAGAUGCUUCAAUGAGCACACUAUGAAAGCACUUUGAUCAAAGAUGAGUGACUUCUCUGUAUCAAAGAUGGAACAAAAUAAACCCAUCAUUCUCUAAAGGGCAGUGGGAUCAAUCCGAAAAAGUUCAGCUCUUCAACACAAUGUUUGAUGUUAUAUCUGCCAAUAUCGAGACCAUUUCUCAAUCUCUGGAUAUCCAGAGAUACAAAAAAGAUAUUUACAAGCAAGUUUACAAAGUCAAGGAGAUUGCAACCGCUGGAUAUCUGGGACCAGAUUACGAAGUCAAAAUGGACGGAAUUAAGCCUGAGAAGAAAAGAAAAAGGGAGCAUAAGAUAAUAAUAAAAAUAUAAGAUUUAGAAAUAAAGAUACCGUUGUGAAAGGAGAGGUAAAAGAUAGAUUUUCUCUGGCAACAAAAUUCCCUGCUGAUUUGGAAUUUGACACAUUUUGUAAUAAUGAAACGAAGCAAAGCUCUUCUUUUGAUCUUCCCCAAGGUUUAUCAAGAAAGGAAUUUUUGUCUCAAAUUAACUCACUUCCUUCAAUAAAAGACUAUCAAACUUCUCAAUGGACUGUCCAAGAGGAUUAUAAUUUGCUCCAACUGUACCAAUCUUUUGGUCCAAAUUGGCCAUGCAUCUCCUUAUCAACUGAUUUUAAGAGUGAAGAAGAAGUAAAGCAUCGAUUCUGUGAUUUGAUCCGCUGGUGUGCUUAUUGAUCAGAACAGAAGAUUAAUCCUGAAGAUCCCUUGGAAUCAAGAGAUGUAGAUAUUGCUUACUGUGUGGAGGCUCUGUUGAUACAAUUAGACAAAGAGAAAACAAAAAUUCAUAAAAGAGAUUGAUUCAAUUUUACAAAAACAAGGACAGCAUCAGAUUCAGAUACUUCCAAUGACUAGAUUUGAGCAAAAUAUCAAUUACAUAACGCAUA
Molecule: messenger RNA, 970 nt
Organism: Moneuplotes crassus
Lineage: Eukaryota; Ciliophora; Spirotrichea; Euplotida; Euplotidae
Source: the annotation of a GenBank genome assembly